Molecule: messenger RNA, 324 nt
Organism: Dichomitus squalens LYAD-421 SS1
Lineage: Eukaryota; Fungi; Basidiomycota; Agaricomycetes; Polyporales; Polyporaceae
Exons: 1
Coding region: 1-324 (107 amino acids)
Source: RefSeq, a predicted model, not a curated record
AUGCUCGCCGCCGCGGCUUCACAGACUCUACUCGGCAAGCUCGGUGGCGCGUUCUGGGACGCGUUCGCGCGCCCGUCGGGGACGCUCGGCCCGAACGGCCACGUUAAGAAAGAGUGGGACGCGGACAAGGUCCGCCGUAUCAUGGAGGGCACGGCUGUGCUCAAGGUCGUCGACGUCGAGCCUCAGCCUUCUGUCGCCAAGGCGCCUGCUGCGACUCCUGCGCCGCUUAAGCAGGAGAAGAACUGCCUUAAGGAAUGCCCUUCCAGCAAGGUUGCGGACAUCCUUGCGGAGAGCAUGGCGACCCUGAAUCUCGGCCGCAAGUAG